AUGCAGAAGGGCUGGAAGAAGUACUUCGGGCAGAAGUCCCUCAGCGAGGUGACCAUGGACGAGUACCUGGGCAGCCUGGGGCUCUACCGCAAGCUCACGGCCAAGGACGCCACCUGCCUCUUCCGGGCCAUUUCCGAGCAGGUUUAUGCUUGUCAGAUUCAUCAUAUGGCAGUCAGAAAUGCUUGUGUUUCCUUCAUGAGGAAAAAUCAAUUGAAUUUUGAGUCUUAUGUGGAAGGAUCAUUUGAGAAAUACUUGGAACGACUUGGGGAUCCCAAGGAAAGUGCUGGGCAGCUGGAAAUCAGUGCCUUCUCACUGAUCUAUAACCGAGACUUCAUUCUUUAUCGGCACCCUGGAAAACCUGCUGCUUAUGCUACCGACAACGGCUUUGAGGAUAAGAUUCUACUGUGUUGUUCCAGUAAUGGCCAUUACGAUUCUGUGUAUACCAAACAAUUUCAGGCAAACGCUGCGAUCUGCCAGGCUGUCCUGUAUGAGAUUCUGUACAAAAAUGUCUUCAAUGUGGAGGAAGAGGAACUGAGAACUGCCGUGGAGAUGUUUCGAAAUGGGGCUAAGAAAAACAGAAACAGUGCAUCUGUUGGGAGUGAAGAUGCAAAUUUUGAUUGUUUUCCUGAAAGGGCAUCCAGAAAUUCUCCAGAAAAGAGGUUGGAAGAUUGGGAAAGCUUCGAUUCAGCCAACCCACUGGAUGAAAAAUGCAAGCAAGGCACAGAUGAAGCAAAGCUUCCAGACAACCCAAAGAUGCCCUUUCCCUAUAAAGUAUUGAAAGCCUUGGAUCCUGAGAUCUAUCGGAACAUAGAGUUCGAUGUUUGGCUGGACAGCAGAAAAGAACUUCAAAAAACAGAUUACUUGGUGUUUGCUGGAAGACAGUACUAUUUAGGAGACAAAUGUCAGGUACGCCUAGAAGCUGGGGGUAAAUAUUACAAUGCCCAUAUACAGGAUGUUGGACAGGAUAAUAUGGUAACUGUCUUCAUUGAGGAGCUGGCAGAGAAGCAUGUUGUUCCACUGGUGAACUUGAAGCCUGUGACCCAAGUCAAUCCAGUUCCUGCCUGGAACGUGGUCUCUGCUAGAAAAGGAGGAACCUAUCAGAAGAUAACAGAUAUGGAUAUAAAAUCACGGAAGAAGCUGUUCAAGAAAGUGCGUGGGAAGGAAGUCUAUAUGACUGUGGCUUACAGCAGGGGUCACCCUGUCCUGCCCCCUCGACUGCAGCACAGCGUGAUGUCGGAUCGAUCGUCUUCGGUCCACUGCUCCCAAAAUGGACACAUAAAUCCAUACGAGCAUUACCAUUUUCAGAAUCCGCAGCGGACUGGCCGGGGAUAUGGGAUGCCCAGGGGAUCUGCCCGAUUUAUAAACAGGAACAACAUGACUGGGCCAGAAAUAGCAUUUUAUCCUAGUCCAGGAAAGAGAUGUUAUCAGAGCUAUGAUAACUUCUCAUAUAGAUCCCGUUCAUACAGCCGUAGUCGCAGACAGAUGCAGUGUGUAAAUAAAGAGUGCCAGUAUGGAUUUUCACCUGAGAACGGAGAGGAGCCUCAAGGUUUAGAAGAAACAAUAACUUUCUAUGAAAUUGAAGAAGGGGAUGAUGCAAGUUUUCCUGCUUUACCUAAUCAGGGUAAUCCAGCGCCAUUAGUUCCUCCUCCCGCAGGAUUCUGGGUCACAAGAAGGGCUCCAAGCUCCGUCCCAGUGAACAAGCAGGGGCUGAAUUCUUCAGAAGAAGAAGUGGAUGAACCAAGUGAUAAUGGGGAAUACCAUGAGGAUUAUCUGUACACUCCUUCAGUUGUAAUCCCAUCAGUGUAUCAGUCGUCUCCCCUUCCUCCUGUCAGUGAUGUGGGGGAAAGUGGUGGUAUUACACCACCUUAUUCUUGUGAUCCCAGUGGAAGUGAUCUGCCUAGAGACCCAAAGAUUUUGCAGUAUUACUUUAAUUUGGGUUUGCAGUAUUACCACCAGAGCUGCUGGAACCCCGUGAUGUACGUACAGCAAGCACCACCAUCACCUCACAUGGAACCCUACCAGGCAUACACUGAGCCCGUCUCUGCAGUGGAUCCAUCAGCGCCUCUGCCUUACCCCGACUACCAAAUUAGCAUGCUGUCCAGGCCUUUAACCACUGAAUUCUUUAAAGGUUAUUAUCCGAGAAAUGCCCUCUCUGUUGAUACUUCAUGUGGAAUAUCUCCCCCUCUUCCAGGUGCCUCAUCCGUCACAGAACCACCUCCGCUACCACCUGGAGCAAUCUAUUACCCCGUUGUAACAGACCCAUACACCCCGCCAGCUCUGCCAGGAUACGAAUCGUGCAUCCCGUUUGUGCCUGCAUAUCACUGCGUCAGUCCUUGGUACCCGGUCGGUCCGUCCUAUGGGAACUCUGCCCGAAUCCACAAUACUGUUAAUCCCAGCCAUUUCCACCAGGUUAGCUACGUUACCUCAUCCAAUCCUGCACCGCAUUUUAUAGCUCAAAGCAUGUAGACUCGGAAGGAUUCCGUCUGGGAGCCUUCCGCCACUUGGAACUACAGCUCCCAGAAUGCUGUUGCAGUUCCAACUGUCUG
Candoia aspera is the source of this 2546-nucleotide messenger RNA. Its product is annotated as putative bifunctional UDP-N-acetylglucosamine transferase and deubiquitinase ALG13. The transcript is spliced from 21 exons. Lineage: Eukaryota; Metazoa; Chordata; Lepidosauria; Squamata; Candoiidae. The record is from RefSeq and is a predicted model, not a curated record. Gene Ontology annotation, biological process: protein deubiquitination. The coding region runs from base 1 to 2466 and encodes 821 amino acids. Gene Ontology annotation, molecular function: cysteine-type deubiquitinase activity.